ACAUAUAAAUCGCGUGCGUGCCCGCUUCAAGGUUCCUUUUAGAUUGUCCAACCAACCUGCAAUUUCAGAAUUAGGGUUUUCUUUCUUUUUCCCCUCCUGGGUUUCGUCCCGACCCUGCUUCAAGGUUCCCUUUCUCGGAUUGAUCCUUCGCCAAAAUGGGAGGAGGCAACGGCCAGAAGGCGAAGACGGCUCGCGAGAGGAACUUGGCGAAAGCGGGCUCCUCCAAAGGAAGCCAGUUAGAUUCGAACAAGAAAGCUAUGAGUAUUCAGUGCAAGGUUUGUAUGCAGACGUUCAUGUGCACAACAACAGAAGUGAAGUGCAGGGAGCAUGCGGAAGCCAAGCACCCUAAAUCGGAUGUUUAUGCUUGCUUCCCUCAUCUCAAACCCUGAGAUAAAGAGACAUUGGAUUUGACGAGCUGGAGAUGGUGGAUCCAUGUUUGUUUCUGAGAUAAAAUCUGUCUGAGUUCAUCUGUUUUGUGUGUUUGGUAGCAUGGGACCUAACUUUCGCUCCCAUUGUCUCGUUGUUGUAAUCAAACUUCAAACUCUCAGUUUGACAUGUUCAAAGUCUUAUGCGUUAUUGGUUCUGAGCUUGUUCUCUUUUCUUCACGAGUCCUCAAAGAGUUGAAACUGGAAAGGCAGAGGGUUACACUGAUAAGGGGAUCACUUCUCUUGCACUUGAGCUUCAUCUCUAUGUUUUAUGACGACCCGCUAGUAUGUAGGAGGCCUUAUCGAUUGCAAAAGCUAAAGCUCGGCCGAAUAGUUCGUGAAGGAUGGAAAAUGUUCUCUCGUUAUAUAAUACAGGAACGGUCUUUCUGGAGCUGCUCAAGAAGGGCUCCUGGAAAAAGUUGGACAUGGGUGCUCAUUGUGUCUUGCGGUGGUUAAUGGCUAUUUUCAUGUCUAUAUGCCGCAGAUGUUUACCAGAUCACAACUAUUUUAAGCAAGAGGUCGUCUAACUAAUGGCAGAGGCAAAUCGUCUUGGUCUAUGUUCAUAUGGACUUGUCUCCUUGUCCCUUUUCGUGUUGGAUUAUUGUUUGGCAUGAUGCAUUUCCUAGUUAUAUAGGAUUUAAAAGAUAGCUGGUGAUCGCAGGAUAUGCCAGUUGACCUUUUUAAGUUUUAGGUCUUGUUACACCUUGUUUACUCUGAUUCUCCGACUAUGAUGCUACGCUAGAUUUGAAACUAGACUCUAUAGUGAAGUUUGUGCUUCAAUGUUUGGCAUUACUAUCAGGUUUCUGCUGCUCUAUACCACUGUUAAGAGUGUGCUUCACACAUCAUCUGUGUUUUGCAAGACUAGUUCUACGGAUGUUUAAGUUUUGGAUCACAGUUGUUUCUUGUAUCCCGCAAAUGUUUUGUUCUAUCCUGUAUACUUUCCAACAUUCUGGUACUAAUCUUGACUUGUUAUGUUGAUGAGUACCAAAGAAGAGUUUUUUCAAUAACAUUCCUAGUUACGGCCACAUGUUGAAUUGAAGUCUUUCUUUCCUUUUUCCCCUGGCCUUUGCAGAAGGAGAUAGCUUUGUGCCUUUGUAUACAGCUUCAGAAAUCAAUGCUGAAUUCUCCUGGUUUAACAUUGAUCCUCUCUUCAAGGAAACUAUUAAAGGUCCUCAUGGCUUGAUAGUUGAUAACAACAACAACAACAAAAAAAAAGUUUCGUACUGGGUUGAUAGGUUACUUGUUCUUUAGAUUUAAUGGUCCUUUUUUAUGGUUUCCAGCUAUAGGAUACUAUACUCAACUUCAUGGCAUUCAUACUCUUCAAAAAAAAAAAAAAAAAAAAAAUUCACUGAUCACUGGAAUAUGCAAUUGACUUUGCAGCUAUACUGGUGCAAAAGAUUUGCAUCCAGAGAAUGUUCGCGAAAAGGUUUACAGACAGCCACCUUUGCUUGAGCGUCUAAAGAGUGGUAAGCCUAAGGAUUUUGCUAUUACAAAACACAAGGCAAAUAAAUCUUCUUGCAGUGCUGAUUCAGUUGGCAGGAAGAUUCAAUAUGAACGUCCUGGCUUUCUUCCAAAUAGGGGUCGGAUGAGUUAUCUAGUAAAACUGCUUAGCAGUUCAUUUUGUUCCAAGUACCUCAUCCAGCUGCUCACGGUAAACUUUGGACACCUCUGCUACUUAGGGCUGCCUGCAAUGCCAUUGUUAGGUGGUUAUUCAUUGCAUGUUGGUGGAUUUCAGUGAGGCAGCUUCCUAUAGUUGACAUCUUAUACAACUGUAUAGUUCUUGAUCUUUUACUUGUCACCAUUCAGUUUCCUCGUUCUGUUAUUAAAAAGGUCUAUCUGUUGUCUCAGUCAGCAUCAGAUUGCUGGGCUGGCGGUUGCCCAAGUUGCACAAAAGGUGUCAAGAGCAUGGCGUUCCUUACAAGCAGAAUGGAAACAUUCAAUUGAAAGCUCAUCCAAGAAUGGCGAGAGAUCGAGUAGAAGAAUGAAUGUGGCCAGUCAGAAUAGAGGCAGUGCUGUUCGUAUAGCAGUACAGAGGACGGGCCAUCUGUCCGUUACAUGUUAUCGUGGAAUGAUCUUUAUUCCUUGGCUGUUCAGUGGAGACAGAUUUCUGAACCCUGUGAUCCAGUUGUGUAUAGAGGCAAAAUUUGUUUAAUGUUUCGACCAUUGACGCAUAGUAGUGACUGCCCUUUUUUCGGUGAUAGAUUAUGGUUUGCAGAAACAUGUUCUUGAUAUUUACAGAGCAGUUGGUGGACACUUCUGGCUGGCUGGCUACAUGGUGCAACAUCACUGCAUUUGAGGGGUAAUUUCCUUCACUUUGCAAUGCAGAAAUCAAGAUUCCAGCACUUUGUUACAGCCACUCUUUCCUCAUAGGGUAAUUGGGACAGCCGAGGACUCCAAGCACUAAGGCUCGUAUCGUCGUACCUCUGUGACUUUCAGGGCAAGCAACCAACACUCUCUGUUACUUGGAAGGAAAGCCAUUUCUCCAAAGGAUAAAUCUCAGUUAGUCUUUAGCAAGUGAAACACACCUUAUAAUCACUCAGUCUCCUAGGCAUGGCGCAGCAAAGAUACCAUCAUUGUUUGUUUAAGCCUGGUUCUCUUACGUUAGCAUCACAUCAUCACCACGUUAGCCAAGGCAGUGAAGAAGAUCAGAAAUAAAAACACGAAAAAUAGCAGAAAAUUAUAGCUGCUGAAGAAGCGCUGCAGUUCUCGUUUCUAGAUAAAGGUUCCAGGAGCAGGCCCAUGUUUUGAGUAAACUGGGCCCAUAGAGGCCAACUGACUUUAGCGAAUCGAAGACAGGAGGAAAGGUAGCUUCUCCACCAUAUACCACAUCACUUUGGCGAAGUCGCCGGGCUAUAUAUUACUGGAACGGGAACUUACAUAACACGACCUUACUUGGCGAAGUCGCUGUACAAUUUUAUGCCCCUAUCUACAGGGUCUGCUGCUGCAGGAUUCAUUGUUUGCUGGGGUUACUUCUUGUUGCAAAUAUGGAGUUCACAGGACAGAUUCUCAAGGGUUUGCAGGUGAAUUGGGAAGCCAUUCUCAAUUAUGAUCCGAACUCCUCCUGUGGAUUUAGUCCGGAGUUGGUUGGUAUCCGUUUCUCAAGAUCACAACAUCCGUCGACAGAUUAUUGUAAGAAAUAUGAAUAUUAGGG
Molecule: messenger RNA, 3576 nt
Organism: Linum trigynum
Lineage: Eukaryota; Viridiplantae; Streptophyta; Magnoliopsida; Malpighiales; Linaceae
Source: the annotation of a GenBank genome assembly